This is a messenger RNA of Dacryopinax primogenitus, 1898 nucleotides long. RefSeq lists its product as uncharacterized. Gene Ontology annotation, cellular component: nucleus. The annotation marks the transcript as partial. Gene Ontology annotation, molecular function: hydrolase activity, acting on acid anhydrides, in phosphorus-containing anhydrides; DNA binding; ATP binding. The transcript has 13 exons. NCBI's taxonomy places the organism in Eukaryota, Fungi, Basidiomycota, Dacrymycetes, Dacrymycetales, Dacrymycetaceae. Gene Ontology annotation, biological process: establishment of sister chromatid cohesion. The record is from RefSeq and is a predicted model, not a curated record.
CUGGUGCUGGCUACCCCCGACGCGUUCCCUGUCUUCCCCUACUCCCCUUAUCCCAUACAACUGGAUCUGAUGAAGAGCUUGUACGCUGCGAUUGAAGGGCGGCGCGUCGCCAUCUUCGAGUCUCCUACUGGCACUCUUGUUAUGCGGUGCAUUGACUUGGCUGAACGACGACAAGAAGCGGGCACGGGAUGGCGAACUGUCACUGUUCCGUGCGAGUCUGAAAUUGGAUGACGAGCCAGAUUGGAUACUCGAACAAACAGUUGCCCGGCACAAGAAGGCGUUGGAAGCGAAAGAAGAAGAAAUGAAGGAACGCUUAGAAGAAGCACGGCGAAAAGAAGAGAGAUUGCGAAAAAUUGAAGCUGUACGAGCGAACAGGAAAAGGAAGCUCGAAGAGAUGAUAUCCGAAGACAUGGAUGAAGCUGAAUUCUUGCCGGAUGACAACUCUGGCGGAGGCGGGGAGGACGCCAUGCUUCCGCAGACGAAGGUCUUACUGGAUAAACUGAUGGGCAAGCAGCGGCAGCGCAUCGAUGUGGAAUUGGAAGAGCCAGAUUGCACAAAAAUAUAUUACACAUCUCGAACCCAUUCACAGCUUUCUCAACUAGUAUCGGAGCUUCGCAAAACCCCGCUGUACGAGAAGACCCGAUUUGUCGCACUCGGAUCGCGCAGGAACCUAUGCAUCAAUCACGAACUUCGGAACAAAGCAGGCGGGGAUUUAGAUGAGGCUUGCAGAGACUUAGUGAACAAUAAACAGGGCAAAGGGUGCCCGUUCCUACCCUCCCACGAUGAAAUGUCAAAGAUGCUUGAUUUUCGAGACCAUGUUCUGGCAGCGCCUAAAGAUAUUGAAGAUCUCGUUACCUUAGGUGAAGAGCUCAAAAUAUGCCCUUACUACGGAUCGCGACAAGCCAUUAAACAAUCUGAGGUGGUAACAUUACCCUACAACCUCCUGUUGCAGAAAUCGGCAAGAGAAGCCCUGGACAUCAACUUACAUGAUCAAGUUGUGGUCAUCGAUGAAGCUCAUAAUCUGAUCGACACUGUACUCUCUAUCCACUCCGUAACUCUUUCGACGACGACACUGGAAACCUGCCUAGGUCAACUCGCAAUAUAUGUCACAAAGUUUCGCAAGAGACUAGCAUCGAAGCACCUAAUCCACCUCAAGCGUUUGGUGGCUUUCCUGUCGGCUCUGGAAAACUUCUGUCUGGACUGGCAAUCUGCAGAUGCGACCAAGAACGAGGAGAUGUUGUCGAUCGCAGGCGUCGCCGAGUCGCUGGGCCAGAAGGUGGACGGCAUCAACCUCCUGGAGAUUGAACAGUAUUUGAAGGAAAGCAAGAUUGCUCGAAAGAUCAGUGGCUAUAACGACAAACUCGCCGAAGACCAAGUCAAGAACGGCGACACAAAGUUCACUAAAUCCCGACGUACCACAAAUCCGCCGCUACAUGCAGUACAAGCCUUCCUGCUGGUCUUGAUGAACAGCGAUGAAGACGGCCGUGUGCACCUCUCGAAAUCGGUCAUAGACGGCAAAGUGGUUGUGACGUUGUGCUAUCAGCUCCUUAACCCCUCCCCCUCUUUCCAAGAAGUUGUCGACGAGGCAAGGGCAGUCGUCUUGGCAGGCGGGACAAUGGAACCGAUCAGCGACUUUCGAACGCAGCUCUUUCCCCGACUACUGGAGAAUCGGUUUGCGACCUUUUCAUGCGGGCAUGUUGUUGCCAAGGAGAACCUGACUGCCCUUGCUGUCUCCCGGGGCCCCAAAGGUGGGGAUUUGUCGUUCAAGUACAGCUCGCGAGGGGACAAGGGAAUGGCCAGUGAGCUCGGGCAGGCAUUGCUGAACUUUCUCAGUCUAGUUCCUGAUGGGAUGGUUGUGUUCAUGCCUUCUUACGCGUUUCUGAACCAGCUCAAGGAGA